AUGCGCCCUCUGUUCCUCCUGCUAGGCCUCAUAGGUUUUGUCUCCGCCUACGACCUAGUCCGUGACUACUCCGGUCCGACCUUCUUCGAUGACUGGGACUUCUACGGUAGCUGGGAUAACCUAACAUUAGGUGACGUCUGGUGGCUAAACAGGGAAGACGCGUUCUCUCAGCGUUUAGUAUCCACCACCCCCACCGGAACCUCGAUCCUCAAAAUCGACAACAGCGCUUUCGUCCCAUUUAACACAAAACGAAACUCAGUCAGGAUCACUUCGAAACAUGCUUAUGGCGUUGGGUCUCUUUGGGUGAUUGAUCUUCUUCAUAUACCUUAUGGAUGUUCCGUUUGGCCGGCGUUUUGGACGAAAGGACCGGUGUGGCCUGAUAAUGGAGAAAUAGACAUUAUGGAGGGUAUAAACGGGAUGCAGACGAACCAAUACGCUUUACAUACCCUUCCAGGAUGUGUACACUCACCCUCGCCACAAAAGGGUACCACGAGGGAAGUGGAUUGUUCUGUUCCUUCUGGGUGCACGGUCAUGGAAGCCUCUGGGAACAGCUAUGGUCCCGGAUUUGCAGUAGCUGGUGGAGGGGUUUAUGCAACACAGUUUGAUGUUACGGGGAUCUACAUCUGGUUCUUCCCCCGCUCAUCCAUCCCGUCUUCCCUUCUCCAAUCCUCGAAUUCACCCUCUCUCUCGUUGUCAGACUGGGGUCCUCCGUCUGCAAGUUACCCCUCGAAAUCGUGUAACAUUCCCCAGUUCUUUUCACCCCAGAAUCUCGUGCUUGAUAUUACACUAUGCGGAAUCUGGGCUGGGGAUCCGGUGAACUAUCUUCCUACCUGCGGCAACAGCGGUGGCGGAAGCACAUCAAACCAGGGAGGACAGCCAGGGCAAGGAGGACCCACACAGUGUUACUUGGAUAACGUUGUAGGACAAGGUUCACCAAAGUACGAUAACGCGUAUUUUGAGAUCAAUCAUGUGAGGGCGUAUACAACAGGAGGUGCCGUUCCUUCCCCUACUGUUCCUAUUUCAUCUGGGAGGCAAUUCAAGAAUGGUGCGGUGCGAGUCCGGGUUGGGUUGGGGUUAUUUGGGAGAGGGCUGAUUCUUGUUCUUCUCUUCGUGGUUGCUAGGGUCUUUUCAUGA
This is a messenger RNA of Marasmius oreades (fairy-ring Marasmius), 1134 nucleotides long. RefSeq lists its product as uncharacterized. Gene Ontology annotation, molecular function: hydrolase activity, hydrolyzing O-glycosyl compounds. Gene Ontology annotation, biological process: glucan catabolic process. The transcript has 2 exons. Bases 1 to 1134 code for a protein of 377 amino acids. NCBI's taxonomy places the organism in Eukaryota, Fungi, Basidiomycota, Agaricomycetes, Agaricales, Marasmiaceae. The record is from RefSeq and is a predicted model, not a curated record.